Molecule: messenger RNA, 2915 nt
Organism: Zonotrichia albicollis (white-throated sparrow)
Lineage: Eukaryota; Metazoa; Chordata; Aves; Passeriformes; Passerellidae
Source: RefSeq, a predicted model, not a curated record
GAGCUCCGGACAGGGCCACGCUGGGAUCGCCACAUCCCCACCCCAGGAACCCCAGAGCAUGAAAAUCCUCCUCAUUUCUGCUCUUCUGCUGCAUCUCCUCCAACAAGGGAGCAGCAGAGAGAAGUUCUCUGGAGCUGAGCAAUAUGAAAUCGUUUACCCGCAGAAACUGCACGCGGUGCACAGGAGAGCUGCAGGAACCAGCUCAGAGAGCAAAUAUGAUGACAUAGUGAAGUAUGGGAUCAAAGCCAAUGGAGAGGAAGUGGUGCUGCAGCUCCAAAAAAAUCGGGAUCUCCUGGCUGGGGAUUAUUCUGAAACUCUUUAUUCUGCUGACGGCCAACAAAUAACGACAACUCCUCACAUCAAGGAUCACUGUUACUAUGGAGGCCACGUGGAGGGCGAUGCUGAGUCUGUGGCGAGCAUCAGCACCUGCACAGGGCUCAGUGGCUAUUUUGAGACCCGUGGCCAGAAGUUCCUCAUUGAGCCCCUGGGAGCCUCGGACAGGGAUGAGCACGUGGUUUAUAAAUACGAGGCUCUGAAACAAGAGCCCAUCAAAACCUGUGGGCUGGUCAACAACUCCUGGGAGCAGGACUCCAGUGACCCCAUCAAGGCCAUCUUCAGGUCCAGCAACAGCCCAGAGAUGAAAGCCUACCUGAAAUCAAAGAAGUACCUGGAGCUCUAUGUCGUUGCAGACAACGCUUUGUACAAGAAAUAUGAUGAAGAUGCUAAAAAUGUAAGACAAAGGAUAUUUGGAAUAGUCAACUACAUCAACACGGUUUAUAAAGCCAUCAACACCCACGUGGCUCUGGUUGGCCUGGAGGUGUGGACAGAUGGGGACAAGUGUCCCCUGACCAGGAAUGCAGGCUUCACCCUGGAGGCCUUCUCCAAGUGGCGCCGGUCAGAUCUGCUCAAGAGGAAAAGGAACGACAACGCUCAGCUCAUCACGUGGGAGUGCACCAACGACUGCUGUGACCCUGAGACCUGCAAGCUGAGCUCGGGAGCUGCCUGUGCCUCUGGGGAGUGCUGUGAGAACUGCCAGUUCAAGAAGUCGGGCUCGGUGUGCCGGCCGGUGAAGGACGAGUGUGACCUGGCUGAGAUGUGCACGGGGCGCUCGCCCAGCUGCCCCGAGGAUCGCUUCCGUGUCAACGGGCACCCCUGCAGAUUUGGAGAGGGCUACUGCUACCUGGGCACCUGUCCCACCCGUGACAGCCAGUGCAAACACGCCUUUGGGCCAGAAGCCACAGAGGGCGAAGCCUCCUGCUACAAUGUGAACGAGAUGGGGAAGUACUUCGGGUACUGCAGGCAGGAGCAGGGCACUUACCUGCCCUGCAAGAGAAAAGACAAACUGUGCGGGAAGCUGUUCUGCUCCGGAGGCAGGGAGAUGCCCCGGGACGGGAGCCUGCUGUCCUUCAGGGCCUGCAAAGGCAGCUUCUCCCGGGGUGGGGGCGACGACCCAGGGAUGAUCCUGGAUGGAACCAAGUGUGGCAAUGGGAUGGUGUGCAGCCGUGGGGAGUGUGUCCAGGCUGAGGACGUCUUCAGAUCCACCAACUGCUCUGCCAAGUGCCCUGGCCAUGCUGUGUGUGACCACGAGCUGCAGUGCCAGUGUGAGGAGGGGUGGGCACCCCCCAACUGUGACAGCUCCUCAGCCCUCACCAGCAUUGCUGUGGCUGCUGGCGUGCUGGCUGUCCUGGCUGUCACUGCAGUUGCAGCCGUGCUGCUCACCCGCUUCCGAGGCUCCCACAAGAGCCACCAGAGCAGGAGGGGACCCGGAGCCACCAACCAGGUGUUUGUGGAUCAGGAGCAGAGCUGCAGGGAACAGCCUGUGCUGGUGCCACCUGCCCAGAAGGUAAUUGAUAAGAAAGUUCUUCCCGUGCCUCCACCUCAGGAGAACAAACCGCACCUUCAGAGUCCUGCCCUGAGGCCCAAGGGUCCCCCACCUCCCGUUCCUGCCCCCAAACCUGGCUCUUCCCACCCCGAGGAGAAGUUUGCCCCAGAGAGAACAGCUCCUCCUGUGCCCCUUCCCAAAGGCAAACCCCCUCCUCCACCCCAGGCUUUAAAGCCCCCCAUGAACCCCAGAGUCUGAGGCUUCCCAAGCAGAGCUGGCUGGGCCACCUGAACUUUGCAGGGACAGUUCAUCCCUCGAUUCCUCCACUUCUGGCAAAGGUGUCCUGGACCAUCUCCCUCUCCUCCUCGAGAACUGACUGAGAGCUGCCUGGGGAGAUUCGGGAUUUCAGGCAGUGAGGAGCCCCGGUGGUGACAUGGAGCUGCUGUCCAAGGGAAGCAGAGCAGAGCCACCACUUGCACCGAGGUGUAAACUGGGAGUAAGUUACAACAGCUGCUGAACACCCCCAGCACUGUGGGAUGAGGCUGCUCCUCCUCUGCUCCUCUGGGGCCAGAGCUGAGGGAGCAGGGACAGUGUGGCUGCUCCAGGUUUGGGAAUUGCAAACUGGUUUUUUUGCUCCAUUUCUGGAUCUUUUCCAGCCCUCUCUGCUCUCAGCAAUACAAAGAUUUCUCCCUCAAGUGCAAGUCAUGGAGAAAAACAAACUCUCCCUGCCCUGAGGAGAGAAGUUGUGUCCCCAGGGUCUGAGCUGGACAUGGAAUAAGCAAUGAGACACACUGGGAAUGGUUCUGGCAAGAUCCUUUGCACUGGAUUCUCUCCACAGUCCUUAAAUUCCCUGCAAAACAUGGAUGUGAUGGAAUUUCAGUUCUUCCUUUGAGGUUGUGUUGGAUGAGGAUGGAUGUUACUGGAAGAGCAGAGCUUCCUUCCUCUUUGGAUAAUUGCUGCUUUAUUUGAGCCAGGAACAGAUUGGAAUCUCCACCUGGGUUUGACUGGGGUGUAAAAAUCCAGAAGUUAUUUUUUAUGAGCUGUAAUUAAUGUAUUUACAGAGAUUUCUGUAUUAAAGUUCUGUCUGAACAGG